Molecule: messenger RNA, 288 nt
Organism: Prunus armeniaca (apricot)
Lineage: Eukaryota; Viridiplantae; Streptophyta; Magnoliopsida; Rosales; Rosaceae
Source: the annotation of a GenBank genome assembly
AUGUGGGAUGUUACAGAUGGGCAGUUAAGGCUCAAUACAAAUUGGACUGCUUCUUCUUUUGCAGAGCAACUUCACCAAGACUAUGGUUACAUACCAUUUAGAGCAAUAGUGUACAGAGCAAGAGCCAUGGUAGUUGACAUUGUAGAGGGGCCUAUGGUUUGCUUGGAAGGGUGUCAUGUCAAAGGGCCUCACCCUGGGCAAAUGCUUUCUGCAAUGGGAGUUUAUGCAAACAAUGGAAUCUUUCCACUUGUCUACACAUAUGUAGUGAUUGAGAGAAAUUCAACGUAG